Rotaria sp. Silwood1 is the source of this 1130-nucleotide messenger RNA. The record is from the annotation of a GenBank genome assembly. NCBI's taxonomy places the organism in Eukaryota, Metazoa, Rotifera, Eurotatoria, Philodinida, Philodinidae.
AUGUUGGAUGAGACUCAACUUGCUAGUGGAAACGCAGAAUUAGGUUUAGGUAAAGUCUGUACUCUAUGGAAGAGAGCUGACGAAAGUCUUGAACAUCUCGAAGAAGCAUUACAUAUAAGACAACGUCUUUUGGGACAAGAUCAUGCUGACGUUGGAGAAUGUUAUACUUGGAUCGGCGGGCUACACUGGUAUGUGCGAGACGAUUAUGAACAAGGGUUGUCCAACCUAAAAAGGGCACUCGAAAUUCAAGAAGCAACACUUCCAUCUGAUUCUCUUGCUCUCGCUAGAACCUAUAAUAGCAUAGCGAGCACGUACUACUUCAUGGAAGAAUAUGAUUUGAGUCUAGAUUAUUAUAGUAAAGCUCUCAAGAUCCUACAAGCUGUCUUACCUACUAAUCAUCCAGAGAUUGCUGUAACGUACAAUAAUCUAGGACAAUUAUAUGAAAUGAAAGGAAAUUAUUCAAAAGCACUAGAAUACUACGAAAAGUCGAUUGAUAUUAAGCGGAAAAUUUUACCACCGACUCAUGAAAACAUUGUUAUGACCGAAAAUAAUAUUUGUAAAUUGAAAGACAAAAUGAAAAAAUAGUUCGACAUCUAAUUAAAGAAGUACAAUGUAACAUUGAUGCAUGUUCGUCUCAUAUUCAUGUGCGAUUAUUCAUUGGCCACCACUCUUACAGAUAAAAACACUGUUUGACAAUAAUGUUGCCCUUUGAACAGUACUAAAGUAGAGUUUUUUUGUUUAUAAUUAUUCUCAAACUUUUUCUUUCUACCUGUUUUCGGUCGUUUCUAUAAAAGAUUGAAUAAAAUGUAAUUGUUUCUAGCUUCAAUGCUCCACUAGCUUACAAAAUCAUAAAAAUCAGUGUGAUGAGUACGAGAUAAUGCCAUUCUUUAGGCAGUCAUCAGCAUUUGGUCGGUUACGAAGUUUUCAACUUAUAAUAUAUCAAAAUAUAUCAUGACUGUUCAUAUUAGCCGGCUUAAAAAAAAUGAAUUCAUCAAGAUCCACCUCAUACAAGAACAAUGGGAAUUUUAAUCUGCACAUAAACAAUCAGAAUCAUUCACGCAUAAUAAACAUCCACAUAUUUGUAAGUGAGUUUAAACUAGUUGAAAUACUUAAAUGUAGCUUUGGAAAUA